Harmonia axyridis is the source of this 1894-nucleotide messenger RNA. RefSeq names its product male-specific lethal 3 homolog (gene msl-3). Gene Ontology annotation, biological process: chromatin organization; regulation of DNA-templated transcription. The record is from RefSeq and is a predicted model, not a curated record. The transcript is spliced from 9 exons. The coding region runs from base 124 to 1479 and encodes 451 amino acids. Lineage: Eukaryota; Metazoa; Arthropoda; Insecta; Coleoptera; Coccinellidae. Gene Ontology annotation, cellular component: MSL complex; NuA4 histone acetyltransferase complex; nucleus.
AUUUUGAGGUUAAAAAACCUUUGUCUUGACUUGAAAUGUUUGGGCUUUGUUGUCUAAAUAGUGAAUUCAAAAUCGGCGAAUUUAAAAGCCGUAAUUCACUUUAAUGGCCGAUAUUAUCCAAGAAUGGUUUCAACUAGAGGUCUCAAACCAAAAUUUGUCGAAGGAGAAAGAGUAUUAUGCUAUGAACCGGACCCAACAAAAGCCAAAGUCUUAUAUGAUUCUAAAGUCUUAGACGUGGUAUUCAGAAAGGAUUCGAAAGGAAAAAAGAGCGUAGAGUAUUUGAUCCAUUUCCAGGGUUGGAAUUCAUCUUGGGAUAGAUGCGUUAGCGAAGAAUUUGUUUUGAAAGACACUCCCGAAAAUAGGCAGCUGCAAUGGGACCUUGCUGAGAAGUCACAAUUGCAACUUGGCGCCUAUUUAUAUAGAAAAGAUAGGAAAAAGCCCACAAAAAAAAAAGAAGAGAGUACUGCUCUCGGUACUGUUGCACAGUCUUCUGAGGAUGGUAGCUCAGGUAGCCCAGCUAGAAUGGAUACAGACGAAGGACAGGCAUCAAGUAGUUCAGAAGAUGAAUCAUCAACUGAUGGUGAAUACAUACCUAUAGAAAUUACAGAAAAUUUGAAAGAGUUUCUGAAGUAUGACUUUUGCAAGAUUGGUCAACAGAAAAUGUUGCAUAAAUUACCUAGCGAACCAAAUGUAGCAAACAUUUUGGAGAUGUAUUUUAAGCACUUUACAAACCAGCAAAUGAGUAAUAUCACUGAAAAAACUGGCACUAGAUAUAGAAACAAUCCUCCCCCAAGACCUACUCUUCAAGAUGUACAUAAAACUAUACUAGCAUGUAGAGAAUUUUUGGACGGUGUAAGAAUUUAUUUUGAUAAUUAUUUGAAUGACUUGCUGUUGUACAAAGAGGAAAAAGGGGACAACCUAUAUCCAACAUCGCAAGCAGUUUAUCCGUCAAUUGCCGCUAUGUGUCAAGCACAGCAAAAGAGUAAUAAGACCACACCGAAAAAGCCUGAAACCGACACAGAGAACGGAGUUCAAAAAAAGAAUACCGAACCAGAAAGCAGUGUUGGUACUUCCAGAAAGAAGUCGUUGAGGUCAUAUGCGAAUCAGGAGACUCAACAAACUUCAAAUGGUAGCAUGAGCACAGCAGAAGCUGGUGCUACUACCAACAAUGACAACAAACCUUGUUCAAGCAUUGCUAGUAGCAACUCAGCUGAAGCUUCUGCUGCUCCGGCUCCACCAGAUGCUAUCAUUUGGAAAGCCUUACCUGAUUUUGUGUAUAAUCAACGACCUCUACCACCGUGUCUGGUUUACGGAGCUACACAUCUGAGUAGACUGAUGGUGAAAAUACCAGAGAUCUUAGCCGCUUCGACCAUAACACAGGAAAGGCUGAAGGGAGUCGUUGAACAUUUGGAACUUUUUAUUGUAUACCUCAGUGAUCAUGGAGAAUGGUUUGGUGAUAAAUAUUACAAGGUUGCAUAGAAAAAAAGAAGACAGCUGAAAUAAAUUGUCUAUUUGUGUUGGAUAUUUGGUAACAAAUGAAUAUAUAAAUUAGUUAUUUCAUUACAUAUAAAAAUAAAAAAGAUCUAUAAUAAUAAUUGUCCUAACUAUUAAGUGAGUUGUAAGUCGAGAUUGAUAAGUAGCAUCGAUUAAUUUAUUUUAGCUGAUUAACUUAAUUGUAAUACUGAAUAUGAACUGAGAAAGAGAUUACCAUUAACUAUUUUUUUAUAUGUAACUUCGAUAAUGUAUAAGUGAAAUUUAGAAUUAGAUUAAUAAGAAUUGUGAAAAUAGUCUGAGCAAAACUCUAGUUCCUAAGACGUUCUUCUACACUUUUAAUGUGUUGAAUUAUUUGAUUGUGAAGACCUAAACAUUUUAAUAAAAUUUUCUUGGAAUCGUA